Molecule: messenger RNA, 632 nt
Organism: Microbotryum saponariae
Lineage: Eukaryota; Fungi; Basidiomycota; Microbotryomycetes; Microbotryales; Microbotryaceae
Source: the annotation of a GenBank genome assembly
AUGUCGAUUGUGAGCCAACUCGAUCCCCUGCUCGCGAAUGCGCCGCUGCCACCGUACGACAUCUUGAUCGGCACGAUGGACCGCAACGAAAGGUCCGACUUUGAGAGACGUCGAUACAUGAGAGCGCUUAAAACUGCCGAUCAACGAGCUCGGAUGUGUCACGCUGGUGCUGCACGAAGACACCGGCAGCUAGGGCCGGCGAACCUCGGUCGGUCAACGUCUUCAUGAGCGAGUGGAUACAUCGCGCCAAAUGGCUUUUUCUCCUCGACAUCGACGAGUACGUGGCACCCUACCAGGCCCUGGUCGCGGCUGCACGGGCUCUCGGCCACGACGAGAACCCCUUACGGCCUGGUUCGAGAGCGAGUACGGCAACGUGGGGUGUCUGGCGAUACCCCGGCUCUGCUCACCUCCGAUGGCCACUAAUCAGGACCCCAUCAAGGAGUGAGGCAAGCCCACGCCGAGGCAAGGGCUGUCCAUCACAACUCCCUCGUCCCCAAGCUCAUAGUACUCUGGGCUAGGCUUGUUAUCGACUGGAAGGUCACAUCCACAAAGCCACGUUCUCAGACAACCGGGAACUGGUCGAACUAUUGCGCAAGAAGGGCGAGAAUGUCAUCAAACUGGAGGCGAAUUGA